AUGAGCGACAUGCAAAAGACUCCCUUUGUGAGGGAGCUCGCAUCAAGCGACAAACGCAUCCGCGACAAAGCCACCGAAUCCCUCACCCUCUUCCUCCGCUCCAAGACCGACCUCUCCCUCGUCGAGCUGCUCAAGCUCUGGAAGGGCCUAUUCUACUGCUUCUACCACUCCGACCGCCCCCUAACGCAACAAUCGCUCGCGCGCGCCCUAACCUACAACCUCGUCCCGACCCUCCCCCGCAGCACGCUCCUGCCCUUCCUGCGCGCCUUCUGGAUAACCAUCGGGCGGGACUUUCACUCGCUGGACCGAUUGCGCUUGGACAAGUACUUGUAUCUGAUUAGAUGUUUUGUGGGGGUUGCUUUUGAGGUUUUGCUGAAGAAACCCGCCUCUUCUUCCGUGUCAGGCAGUGAAAGCGACAAGAAGCGCAAGAGGGCGGACGACGCUGCUGCUGCUGCUGCGUCCAACAAGAAGAGAGGCGGGAAGAAGGGCAAAUCCUCUCCUCCCAACGACUCCUCCUCCUCCACCACAAACCAACCUGAAGAAGGCCAAUGGUCCACCCUAGAAUCAUACAUCACUAUCAUCAGCGACGGCCCCCUCUGCCCGCGCAACUUCGACCCGGAUCAAGCACCCGCCGACGAAGCCAACGACUACGUGCCGAUGCCGCACGGCCCCGACGGCCUGCGGUACCAUAUUCUGGAUCUGUGGGUGGAUGAGCUGGAGAAGGUUCUUGAGUUCGAUAGUGAGGAUGAGUCGACGCGGAAACCGAAGGAGGGUGGGCCGCCGGCGGAGUUGUUGCUGAGGCCGAUUGAGACGCUGCUGCGCGAGAGCCCGUACAAGCCUGUGAGGGUGCGUGCUGCGGAGGCGUUGGCUGAUGAGAGGCUUGUGCAGUGGGGGUGGAAGGAGGCGAAGGUUGAGGAGGAUAGUGAUGAUGGGAGUGAGUGGGGUGGGUUUGAUUGA
Molecule: messenger RNA, 957 nt
Organism: Aspergillus candidus
Lineage: Eukaryota; Fungi; Ascomycota; Eurotiomycetes; Eurotiales; Aspergillaceae
Product: ribosomal RNA processing 1 family protein
Exons: 3
Coding region: 1-957 (318 amino acids)
Biological process (GO): rRNA processing
Cellular component (GO): preribosome, small subunit precursor; preribosome, large subunit precursor; nucleus
Source: RefSeq, a predicted model, not a curated record